GCAGGGCGGAUAUAGUGAAUGCAGGGUCCGGGGAGACCGGAUAUAGUGAAUGCAGGGUCCGGGGAGACCGGAUAUAGUGAAUGCAGGGUCCGGGGAGACCGGAUAUAGUGAAUGCAGGGUCCGGGGAGACCGGAUAUAGUGAAUGCAGGGUCCGGGGGAGACCGGAUAUAGUGAAUGCAGGGUCCGGGGAGACCGGAUAUAGUGAAUGCAGGGUCCGGGGAGACCGGAUAUAGUGAAUGCAGGGUCCGGGGAGACCGGAUAUAGUGAAUGCAGGGUCCGGGGAGACCGGAUAUAGUGAAUGCAGGGUCCGGGGAGACCGGAUAUAGUGAAUGCGGGGUC
This is a messenger RNA of Staurois parvus, 339 nucleotides long. NCBI's taxonomy places the organism in Eukaryota, Metazoa, Chordata, Amphibia, Anura, Ranidae. The record is from the annotation of a GenBank genome assembly.